AAUUCCCGUACUAAUCUCCUGUAUUCCCGCUAUUGAUGUGUAGCACAUAAUAGCUUGUGUAUGAUAAAACCAUACUGCCAUUAGGCGAAGUUUUACCCAUAGCUGAGCAGUGACCCAGUUAAACUCACGUGUGUUCCAAGUUUUCCAAGUGAUCGGGAAGACUCGGGAUGGAGUAGGGGGUACUGUGAACGGAGGAUGGAUUCCGUAAGUAUAGAGGAUGGACCGGCCCCUAUGAUGAUGAACAAUAAACUCCGAUCGCCGCAGCAAAAUAAUGACUCUAAUAACAGCACAAUGGACUCCUUCCAAGAUGGAGGACAGCAAAAUAUGACUGAUAAUACGAAUGACUUUCCUUCUAAUUUAGAGGCCCCACAUAUGAAUGCAGACUCAAAUAGUUUCCCACAGAGUGGCGGAGACGCCGGGGGAGGGCCUCAGUAUUUCAACAUGAAGCCCGAUGGGUUAAAUCCGGGACAAAUGCACGGGUACAACAACUCGUACAACAACAGGGGUCAUAUGGAACAACAUGGCGGAAACGGAGAAUUCUCGCCUCAGACUAACCAAUACGGACAGUAUGGACAGCAGAUGAGAUCUGGUUACCCUCCAGGCAUGAGAGGCCCUGUCCCUGUCCAGGGGCGUCCCAUGAGCAAUAUGAACCAAGGCCCCCCUCAGUACGGUGCUGGCCCUCAGAGAUUCCCAAGCAUGAGUGGACAAAGCAUAUCUCAACAGGCAGGGCCAACCCCAACUCUAAAUCAACUUCUACAGUCUAAUAGUCCUGCCAACCAGCAGCAGACCCCACAACAGCGCUACCAGAACAAUUUCAAUGGGGGGAUGGGAGAAAUGGUGCCAGGCAGUGGGAGUCCUUCUUAUGGCCAACCCCAAAACUGGCCCACAGGGAACAGGGGGAUGAACUCUUUUGGGCCACAGGGACCCAUGCCAUCACAAGGAUUCCGUAAUCAGGGUGGUGGUCAAAUGUUUGAUCCAAGUCAGCGUCGUUCUAUGAACAUGCCACCGGGCUACCCAGGUAACCAAUAUGGCGACUCCCAACUUUCACCUAACUCUCAGCGCUUCCCAGUGCAGUCACAAGGCCAUGGUCGCAUGGGGCAGAUGGGCAUGGGCAACCAGGCAUACGGCCAGAUGCCUUCUCAGUAUAAUUUGGCAAAUCAGAUGGGCUAUGGCCAACAUCCGACUCAGCAAUACAUACAACCGCCGCAGUCCCAGCAGCAGCAACAUCAUCAGUCUUAUAUGCAACAAAUGCCAAAUCAAUCUGUGAACUCUCAGGCAUAUGUUGCCACCAGGACACCAAACAAUGGUAAAAUGGUCCUUCAACAAGAUGGAGAUCUACCGGAUCUCUCUGGCAGUUUAGACGACCUUAAUUGUGAUAGCAACAGUAACAGCAGUACUGGACCACCUCCAAAUGCACCCACACCAACAUCAUCUGGCGCAGCAGGAAUAUCCCCCAGUCUCCGACCAGUCCAGUCACCGGUUGGCUCCAGUGGAUCCCGCUCCAAUACGCCAGCCUCUCUACCAGGAAAUCAGGCUGGCAGUCCAAUGCCCCCUAGACCCCCCUCUAACCAAUUAGACAGUCAGGUGCGCAUGAGCCAGUCACCCAUGCAGACUCAAGGUCUGAACCAGCAGAUGAUGCCCCCACCCAUGGGGCCUAGUCAGAUGAAUUAUGUGGGCAAUAAGAUGCACAGUGGGGGAACAAUGAUGGGCAGUCAACAGAUGGGACCCUACAGUCAGCAAGGACAGCAGUUUCAGCAAGGAAACUUUCCAAGGAGUCAGAACAUGCAGGGCAACUAUGGCAGCCCCCAGAAUAACUACCCAAACCAGAUGGGUUCAGCUCCUAUGUAUGGUGGCAAUAUGGCAGUGAACAGGGGCAUGCAGAACUCUGGUUUUGGCAAUAACUUUCCACAAGGUAGUGGCAACAUGAACAUGAUGAACAAUCAAUAUGGAGGUUAUAACAAUAUGGGUCCAAGUCACAAUAUGCCAAAUAGUAUGUCAAAUAGUGUGGGUAGCAUGAACUCCAUGCCAGUGAAUUCUGGAAACUCUAUGGGAAUGCAAGGUCCACCUGCUCAAGGUGCACACAAAAUAGCACGCGAAAUCCUUCUACAAGCGGCCAAUUCGGCAGUUCGUCCUGGUGCUCCUGGUUAUAUGCGCCCACCCCAAGGGUUGCCCCCUCAACAACAGCAGCAAGGCCCCCGUAUGGCAGGCCCCCAUGGCAUGAACCAGUACAAUUCCAUGAAUCAGAUGCCUGGAAAUUCUAUGAACCAGAUGCCGUACAAUAACACUGACAUGGGAGGUGAAAUGCCACCAAGUCUAGGGUCUGGGCAGAGUAUGUCUAGUACCAUGCCACCUAGUUCAAGUAGCAUACCCUCUGGGGCAGGGACUAAUAAUAUGACUAGUAGCAGUAAUAUAGCCAGCAGCAUGUCCAGUAGUAGUGUAUCUAGUGGAACAGGGCCUUCUAACAAUAUACAGAAUACAAGUAUGCUCAGUGCAAGUGUACAUGCAUCUACAAGUAUGGCAAUGGCUACAAGCAGUGCAAUUUCAAGUCUGUCAAACACUGGUGUGAAUAAUAGUACAGAUGGAGGUGACAGCAAAGCUCCAGUGAACAACUUUUCAUCAGGCACAAGUACUUCUGUGACCCAGAGCAUAUCCCAGAGUAUAUCGGCUCCAGGGCCUGGGCCAAUGGCUAAUGAUACCAUGUCAGGCGACAACUCUCAGGACACAGUUACCUCACAGACGACAGAAACAGAGGAAAAACCCAAGCCAAAGAAUGAAAGUGUGUCUCACCCACCAACCCCAGCCAGUAUAGUGGCGCCAUCUCCUGGAGCUGGCAGCAUGUCAUCAUUCCAUGAUGAUCUAGAGAACAUCAGUAGUCCAAGCUGGCCGGGAACGCCGGUAACUCUUAAAAAUGGUAAAGACAGUGUCCUAGUUGCUUUGUAUGAUUUGGGAGAAGAGCCAGAAAGAAAGACAUUCCUUGACAAGCUUAAUGCCUUUGUAGAGGAGAGGGGCACUCCAUUCACUACAGCUCCCACCAUGAACAAGCAACCUCUAGAUCUCUUCAAGCUCUAUAAUGCUGUCAAAGAAAGAGGAGGGGUGGCAGAUGUGACAAAAUCCAAGAAAUGGAAAGAAGUCUGUGGUGCUCUGGGCGUCAGUGCUAAUGCUGGCUACACUGUGCGGAAGCAUUACCUCAAGUUUCUGCUUACCUUUGAGUGCCGCUUUGACCGUGGUGGUAUUGAUCCACAGAGUGUAAUAACACAGAUAGAGAACUGUACACAGUCCAAGAAGAGGGACAGAAGUGCUGCAGCACAAGUUGGCAACAACAUGGUGAGGCCUCCCAGUGUCCAGAGCCAUAACAGUAUGGACAACUUUUCUGGUAUGCCACAUGGAGGAAUGGGACAGAUGUCCGAGAUGAAUGGGCCUACAGGAUAUCAUGGACACAUGGGUAUGCCUAACGCCAUGGGGCCUCCUAACACCAUGGGAAUGCUGGGUCCAAACGGCAUGGGGCCCAACAUGCCACAGAACAACAUGGUGCCCAACAUGGGGCAUGGUGGCAUGAUGGGUGGAAAUCAAGGAGGUAUGAUGGGGAAUAAUGCAAUGAUGCCAAACCAUACAGACAGUGUCAAGUUGUCAGAUCCUUUCUCAGAUGAAGCCAUGGGGCCUAGUCAGUAUCCAAGAAGCUCCAUGGGUAUGAACACACAGGUUCCACCUUACUCUGGCUCCACCAUGAACAUGGCAAAUUCUAACACUCAAAUGACACCACAGUCAGGGAUGCAGACAAGUAUGGCAAGUUCAUUCAACUCCAGGCCUAGUAUGGGGGGCAGCGGCGGCGGACCAGGCUUCCCAAUGAAUCAGAACAGCAUGGUAGAUAAUUAUCCCAAUGAAGUCCCCAAUUUGCCGGCAGAAAACCAAAUGCAGUUCCAGGAAGGAUUCCCAGGGAAUCGUGGGAUGCAGCAGCAAGAAAGUUACCAUAGCAACCAACAAGGCAGCAUGAAUCAGUUUGGAAAUCAGUUUGAGAACAGGUUUGACCAGCAAAGACCUAUGGUGCCCAGUCAGUCCAUGCGUCCUCCACAACCUCCCAGCAUGCAACAGCAGCAGCCGCCCAAUCAAGAGCAGGGGCAGAUGUUCGGCAACCGGUUUGGUAGUCCUAUGCCUCGCCCCACAGGUCCUCAACAGGAACAGCAGCAACAUUUUAGUGGUAACCAGACAUUUCCCAAUCAGAGACCAUUCCCUAGUCAAGACCAGUUUGGUGGCUCUGGAGGCUAUAGUAACCAGGGGCAACAGCAGCAGCAGCAGUCAGUGGCGCCCUCAAGUGGAUUUCCAGCACAGCAAGGACCCAUGCAGACACCACAGAAAAGGUUCCCUGGAGACAUGGGGAGAGAUGGAUACAACAUGCCAUCAGGUUUUGGUCAGCAAACUCCGCAGCAAGCCUCACAACCUCCAGGUUACUAUGAGAGCCAAUUGAGAAAUGGUCCACGCCCAACACCAGAUAUGCAGUUUGAUAAUUUUGCAGGGGGAGUAGGAAACGGAAUGUACUCCUUUCCUCCCACACCUGAUCAUGGUCCUAUGACAAUGUCUAAUGAUUUCACAGAUCACCGCUCCCCGGGACGUGAGCAGUGGGGGAACAGAUAUGGCAGUGUGCACCCUAGGGGGUUUGGACCGGCUGGUAUGGCCCAGCACCUGCCUCCUAACCAGUCUCCAGCCAGCAUGCCAACACCGAUGCCAUAUGGGUCCCAGACCAUGCCAGCCAGGAUGUCUCCACAUAGGGAUGCCAGGCAGUAUUUCCAGUCUGGAAGGAUGCAUAAGCCUGGCAUGCAGUUUCCUAAAAAGGAGGUCACAUUCCCACCUGAAAGUGUGGAAGCUGUCACCCCAGUGUUUGCUAAACGCAGGAAAAUAACUGCAAAGGAUAUAACUCCUGUUGACCCCUGGAGGCUAGUGAUGUCCCUCAAGUCUGGGUUACUUGCAGAGAGCACCUGGGCUCUGGACACCUUGACCAUUCUCUUGUUUGAUGACAGCACAGUCACUUAUUUUGGUCUUAACAAGUUACCAGGGCUAGUGGACGUUCUCCUGGACCACUUCUUCAGGUGCUUGGUAGAAGUCUUUGGAGAUCAGUUUGAACAGUUGGGUUAUGGAAAAGGUGACAAGUGUAAAAUAUCUGCAUUAAAACAAGAUGGCAAUAAUAGUGACGAUGAGCAUAAGGAUGACUCUUUUGUUGAAGAAAGUGAUGAAGAAAAAGCUUACAAGGCUGUCAUUAUGGACAUAGAAGAGAGGAAAUGUGAAUCACUUACACAGCCUGAUAAUUACACUAUGCUUACUAGAAAUGGCUUAAAGGUGAAAGUCGAGGAAUCUUCACCAGAAAAUGGUGCUUUGGACAAGAAACUUUGGGACAGAUACACAAGAUUUCCAGAUACAGGAAGUUUUCUGAUGGGGUUUAGAGACAUUUCUACUCAUGUUCAGACACAUUUUGAGGAUGGGAAUGCAUAUAAUGUGUUGAAAGAGAAGUUUUUCACAAAGAAGCACAUAGAAGUGAUGGAGGAGGUCAAGAAAGAGAAGAAGGUUCAGACAAUACAGGAUGAGGAAAAAGAGAGCGAGGCACCUGGAGAGGAAGAUGCCAAAGUGAAACUUGAGCCAUCCAAACCUUCUCACCAAGAUGUGAUCACAAAAAAUGAACUUGAGACAUUAGAUGUCAAAACUGAAAACCAUGUCAAUUGUGAAAAAGAACGAGCAAAUUGUGAAAAGAGCAUGGUGAAGAAAAAUGACAUAUUGCCGCACAUCCCUAACAACAUAAAGAAGGAGUUACUGGACAUAGAAGACAUGGAGUCAAAAAGGAAUGAAGUCAAGUUAGAGAACAAAGAAUCCACCAUGGAUGAUAAAACACAUGAGCAAAAUGACAAAGAGGCCGAACUUUUAAGUGAAAGUGGUGAUAAACAGGACGAUGGUGAACAUUCAAAACCAAUGGCUGAAAAAUGCAAUGCUUCUGAGUCUACUGUUAGUUUCUGCCGCAAGCGCAAGUUAGAAGAUGGGGUAGAAGAGGAGCCCUAUGUUCGUGAUGAACCUCCCUUACACCUCAUCUCUGAUGCUCAAGAAGAGCUCACACGUAGGUGUACAUGCAUUUCCAACAUUUUCCGCAGCUUGGCUUGUAUUCCUGGCAAUGAUACUUACCUGUCAAAGCACACUGCUUUUCUCACCAUCAUGGGGAAGAUUCUAACACUGCAUGCAGAGAAUUCUGUGUCUCACCACCAGGAAGGCAAAGAUGAAUCCAAGGUUAACGUCACUCAGUCUGCAGAACAUGAGAGUUUGAGUGAAGAUAUUGUUGACGAGACCCAGGGCCGAGACAAGUGGUGGUGGCACUGUUUGGAAGCCUUGCGGGAGAAUACUUUGGUCACAUUUGCAAAUAUUGCUGGCCAUCUGAAUCUGUCCAAGUAUCCUGAAGAGUGCUGCAGACCAGUUAUGGAAGGUUUUCUCUACUGGGCUGUGAAUUCCUCCGCAUAUGCCAACGAUCCCAUGCCUACUAUGUCACCCAACUCCGUCCUAUCACCCAAACGUCUAGUGUUGGAAUCCUUGUGCAAGAUGUGCAUUCAUGAGUCAAAUGUUGAUCUCUUGUUGGCCACUCCUCCAUUCAGCCGCUUGAUAAAGCUUUUCACAGGACUAGUAAGAUUACUGUCAGAUACAUCAGAACAAGUCACAAGGGAGUUUGCGUUGGUGUUACUAUCUAGUCUUGUACGUGGGGAUGACAGUGCCGCUAGGGCCAUUGCACUUCAACACCCCAGUAUAUCACUUCUCAUAGACUUUGUUGAGAAGGCAGAACACAACGCUCUUCAAGUAGCAAACACUCAGGGUAUUAACAUGCUGCGGGACAACCCAGAAAUGAUGGGAACAAGUUUGGACAUGCUACGUCGCGCUGCAUACACAUUGCUUUACUUGAGCCGCGUGCCGGAAAACCGCUCUUUGUUCCUUCACCACCAAGAGAGGUUACUCACCUUGACCAUGUCACAGAUCUUAGACCAGCAUGUUGCCCAGAUCCUGGCAGAUGUGCUGUAUGAAUGCUCACACGUAUCAUGAUAGACAGAUGCAUGAACACUUGCAUCAGUAUAGUCUGGUGCAUAGAUUGCUCUACAGUAUGUACAGUCCAUAUAGCUCCUCUGAGGAAGAAAACAAAGCUUGGAGAGUUCUGUAGAUAUGUAAUGUACAGUUCACCAAGUGUCCAUUUAUUCAUUAUCAUCAGUACUAGAAAUUUGUUUUUUUGUUGUUUAAGUGUUAUUUAUAGUUGAAAAUCUUUGGUUGUAAAACAGCCCAUUUACUGGUACUUUGAUUUGCUCAGAUUGAAAUCAGUAAGUGGAAUUUUUUGUUCAGAAUGGGACAGAAUUGAGUUAGCAUUCAGAGCAGAGCAGACUGGUUUGUUGCACUUGCCAGAAUGUAGAAUUUGUAGUGAUUUAUGCACUAUUUAAUUUUUUGAAAGCGAUUGAACAAGCAAUGAUCAUGGCAGCAGCAGAAGUUCACUUGAAUAUUUUAUUUAUUACAUUCAAAAAGCCCUGUGUCUGUUCGGAUUUUUUUGUAGAAUAGAAAUUUUGCAACAGUUUAACAUAUAGUAAAUUGAAUAAACUUCACAAUUUUGGAUGAUUGUCCAGUGAUAAGAUGUUAGACAUAGUUGGUAUUUAGCAUUUGAGAUGAAAGUUGUGUGUAAGUGUAUGGGCAUUCAUUUCAUCAGUUAUUACAUGUUUCUUGUACUAUUCUAUCAUAUAAGACACUACUACCAGCAAAAUGUGCAAAUGCUUUAUAUUUCUUUGAAGAAUAUGAAAUGUAAAUAAACAUAUUGUAAUAAAGAAAACUUUGUUAAA
Molecule: messenger RNA, 7835 nt
Organism: Lingula anatina
Lineage: Eukaryota; Metazoa; Brachiopoda; Lingulata; Lingulida; Lingulidae
Product: trithorax group protein osa
Biological process (GO): chromatin remodeling; positive regulation of DNA-templated transcription; regulation of transcription by RNA polymerase II
Cellular component (GO): nBAF complex; nucleoplasm; brahma complex
Molecular function (GO): DNA binding; nucleosome binding
Source: RefSeq, a predicted model, not a curated record